CGCUAGAGGGAGAGAAAGUCACAGGUUCCUCUGCAGUUGGCAAAAACACACACAGUCACCCUCUCUCUCACACACACGCGCUCUCAGGGAGCAAAGCAGCGUCUCUCUGUCCACUCUCUCCUAGCGAGGAUUCCACUCCACAGCGUUCUAACAUUCCGGAGGCCCUGGGUUCUGGAGCUGGGUUCCGCUGCCCUGGUCCGGUCUGGAAACUUCUCUGAAGACUAACCCAGGACAAACCCAGGACUAACCCAGGACUAACCCAGUUGUAGACCAGGACCUUAAGAGGAGCAGCUGUCUGUCUGGAAGGAUCUGGGGCACGCAGACUUACUGACAAAGCAGGAUUGGAAGAGACUGGUUCAUCUGUUGACUGGCUGUCUGGAGGUCUGUUUCUGCCCCCAGUCAGACCCACCUCCGCCCCCUCUGAACCCAGGCUCUGGUGCUUGUUCCUGGGUCAACACUCCAGGGUUCAGCCCCUAUCUGGGUCUCCCCCGGGGGUCACACACACAGAGAGCGAGCUGGUGUGGAAUUUGACCCUGGCUGGCCAGCGAGCAGGCUUUCAGUGAUCCAGACAGAGAGAAGGAGGGAGGAGGAGGAGUGCAGAGCGGGAGAAGAAAGGAGGAAAGAGGAGAAGAGUCAGCAGGAGCAGUUUAACCGCCCCUGCAGCAUGCCCGUGGAGACCCUGCGGCCCCAUGACUCCCGUCUCCCCGGGGGUCCCUUCACCCCCGCCAUGUCCUUCCGCCUCCUCAACAAGGGCCCGGACUACUUCCGGCGGCACGUGGUCCCGGGCCCUCGGCUGAGCGCGGUGGAGCGUCUGGAGGCCGACAAGGCCAAGUACGUCAAGAGCCAGCAGGUGGCGCUCACAAGGCAGGCGCCCGUCAAGCCGCCAAUCAUCCGCAAGCCCCUCCUCUCCCCCGGGAUGAUGAUGCAGUGCCGCGUCAGCACGCCGCCCGCCAGGAGGUUUCCGAGGCGACCGGGGGACGCGGAGCAGGGGGGUGGGAUGGGGGAGGGGGGGGGAAGGAGGGGACCCCCUCUGAACCUGGAGAUUCUGAAUAACUUGAUCAAUAACGUGUGUGAGGCUCCACUGUCCUCCCCCUCCUCCCCCUCCUCCCCAGACCCCUCCUCCUCUUCCUCCGCCUCCCCCUCCUCCCCCUCCUCGGGGGCGAAGAGCAGCAGCAGCCUGUCAGCCGAGCAGGAGAGGAGUGGACACCACCCCGCCUCCUCCUGCACCUCCUCCUGCACCUCCUCCUCCCCCCUCCCCCCCCCCAGCCAGGCACCUCCAGAGCUUCCUGCCCGCUGCCCGCCCCCUGUCCCAGCCAGGGGCCUCCGCCCCGGGCCCCCUGCCCCCUACAGCGCCCCCAACACGGUCACGGUGCGCAGGGUGGACGUCCGACCCCAAGCUGAGGUGAGGAAACCACUGAGGCCUCCUCUUCUACCCAAACCCCAGCCCCAGCCUCAACACCAGCCCCAGCCUCAACACCAGCCCCAGCCUCAGCCCAAACACCAGCCCCUGAUCAAGCCUCGACAGAUAGCCCAGCCCCAGGCCCCGCCUCCCCCGCCGCCCCCCUCCCACCCCCCCAUCCAGGCCCCCCCUCCCUACCCGCCCCCCAGCCCCAGGCUGCCCCCGGCCUCCCCGGCCUUCACUCGCCUGUCUUCCAGCAGCUCCAGGGGCUCCCCCAAGCACCCCUCCCUGCACCGCUCCAAGUCAGACCUGAGUGACCGCUACUCUCGCGCCACCGCCGACCUGGAGCGCUUCUUCAACUACUGCGGUCUGGACCCCCGUGACCUGGACGGGGGCCAGGGGGGGCCCGGGGGCCGCCUCGCCAGGGCCGCCUCCGACAUCGUCUCCGUCUCCAAGAUGCGCAGCGUGUCCACGCCCAGCUCAGAGUACGGGGAGCGCCGGCGGGAGGAGGAGGGGGAGGAGGGGGAGGGGGAGGAGGAGGGAAUGCCCAGGGCCAGCGAGCGCGUGCCGUAUGGGAUAUCGGUGAUCGAGAGGAACGCUCGCGUCAUCAAGUGGCUGUACGGCAUCAGGCAGGCACGGGACUCCGCCCCCGAGACCAGAGACUCCGCCCCCCUGGUUAGGGACUCCGCCCCCCUGGUUAGGGACUCCGCCCCCCUGGUUAGGGACUCCGCCCCCCUGGUUAGGGACUCCGCCCCCCUGGCUAGGGACUGUACAGGUAUCUCCAAUGUUUAGCAGCCAUUGGCUCACCUCCUCGCCCCCCAUAAGGGCGGGAAUAAUGACACUCAGAGGGACAAAGGGGGAGGGACUAGGUUGCAAGCCACAGCCCCUCCGUCUGGAGAAUCAUAUUUAUUGUUCGAUCUUCGAAGGCCAUUUGAAGGGGUCUAUGUUUUUGUAGUUUUUUUUUUUCUCUGUGUGCUAGAAUGUGUUUGGUUCAUGACUGGCUGCAGGUCAGAGACUGCUUCCACACACACUCAGAAGGCACUCUGGUCAGGAGGAGGAAGUUACAUCAUCUGGGCUGCAGGUCAGAGACCUUCCCUCUUGGACAAGAGGAAGUGGCAUCAGGAGGGUCCUUCCUCCUUUGUAAAGACUAGAAGAGAUAUACAGAUCUACAGAUAUACAGAUCUACAAAUCUAUAUAACAGUAACAAGCAAUAAUGUGGAGGAUGAUGAUGAUCAGGAGGAGGUGGAUGUUGACAGGUACUGUGUGCGUGCGUGCGUGUGUGCAUGCGUGCGCGUGUGUGCGUGCAUGUGUGGAGCUGGGUUCAUCUCUGUCAGUGUAGAGAUAAAGAGGCAAUAAAGACUUGUGUAGAGAAAUCUUCUCUGAUCUCUUUGUGUGCACAUGUGUAACUUGAGAGCAAAGCUAAUCACGAUACUGCGAGAUAUCUAAAAGCUUCAAUGAAACGUGUUUGUAUUUUCUAACCUUGGCUGGAAGACUGUUGAUAGUGUUGCUGUCUGUCUGCAUGGCUGGAAGACGGAUGUUGAUAGUAGAGAUGCAUCGAUGCCGAUAGCAGUAUCAGUAUCGGGCCCGAUACCAAGCUCAUACCCCCGAUACCAAAGACCGAUACCUGACAUUUUAUUAUUUUUUAUGACAAUGGUAAUUAUUCCCUUUGAAGGUUAUUGGACACUGAAAUGGACACUGAAGUUUGUGAUAAGCACAUAAAAAUAAUACUUUGUUCACUCAAGUAAUAAUAAAGAAGCUGUCCUAUAUUCAUUAGUCUCACUGUGUUGUGCUUGGAAAACUGCCACAUUACCCCCCCCCAAAAAAAUGUUUUAUCUCUAAGUACUAAGAAAAACAAAUAUUGAUACUCUUACUCGGUCCUUAAAAAAUGGUAUCGGUGCAUCCCUAGUUGAUAGUGUUGCUGUCUGUGCAUGUGAAAGCUAACAAGCUAACUGACCUAGUGAGACAGACACAUUGCUGUCAGGAAAACAACACAACCAUUCACUCCAGUCAUUCUGACUGUAACACACACACUCAGCUAUGUGAGGUAUGAGUAUAGGAGAUGUGUGUGUGUGUGUGUGGCUGACUGUAGAUGGGAGUUGUGUGUGUGAGAGGGGGAGUUGGUCAGGUGGUACUGGUACAAAGUGUGCAGCCAGUCUGACUGACUUGACCAGUUCUGCAUAGUCAGUCUGACUGACUUGACACAGGAGAGAGAGAGAUGGAGGGAUGGGGAAGUGGAUGGAGAGAGGGAGAGAGGGAGAGGAAGCAGAAACUGAUGUUUAUUUAGUGGACUUCCUGUUUGUCUGGCAGAAGACAGGAAGGGCUAACCCUCCAGGUUUGCAUGAAGCAGCUGUGAGGAGUGGGCGGCCAUGUUGGCUCCUGCUGCUCUGGGAGGUCUGGGAGAGGAACUGGAGGUGCUGCAAGGUGGAG
Hypomesus transpacificus is the source of this 3826-nucleotide messenger RNA. Its product is annotated as protein FAM110A-like. The record is from RefSeq and is a predicted model, not a curated record. NCBI's taxonomy places the organism in Eukaryota, Metazoa, Chordata, Actinopteri, Osmeriformes, Osmeridae.